Messenger RNA from Juglans regia (Persian walnut), 2575 nucleotides. Its product is annotated as phosphatidylinositol N-acetylglucosaminyltransferase subunit C-like. The record is from RefSeq and is a predicted model, not a curated record. Gene Ontology annotation, cellular component: membrane; glycosylphosphatidylinositol-N-acetylglucosaminyltransferase (GPI-GnT) complex. Gene Ontology annotation, biological process: GPI anchor biosynthetic process. Lineage: Eukaryota; Viridiplantae; Streptophyta; Magnoliopsida; Fagales; Juglandaceae. The transcript is spliced from 3 exons. The coding region runs from base 1492 to 2403 and encodes 303 amino acids.
CAGAUAUUGUUUAACUUGAUGGAAUACAAACAUUGCAUGGUAACAUAUUGCUCAACAGUGUUUAUGGAGUUAUUCUUGGGACGAUUGGUUCUAAACCGGUAAUGCACCAAAUGCAUAUACCUGGAGACAUUAGGAACAAAUAUUGUAUUUACUUAUAAUGUGUUAUUGUUGAAAUGAUAAGCAAGAACCCAUGUAAUUAUCAAGUGUUCUUGUAGCUUCGAGUGUAUUUGAUGAUUCUGUUGGUUCAAUGAUCAGUAGACCCUUUUAGCAAUAUCAUCUGGUUUGUACAAGAAUGUUAUAAAUUUUGUGAAUAUUUAGGCAUUCCAAUUUACAUAUUUUUGGUUGAUUAUCGUGGGUUGUGCUGGAUUUGGAUUUCUGCUUUGAGAGAUUUAUAAUACUGUGUUUCUUUUGUCUUGGUUGCGAUUUUUCGGGUUUUUGUUAUGGUGGGUGUAUGAGUUUGUUUAUGGGCAGAUAUGUUCCUGUUUGUCUUGUUUUUGGUGUGAAUUUGAUAUUUGAACUUCCUUUAUGUCAUCUUUGAGCUGUGUUAGAUGAGACAACUGCUUGCAAUUCAUUUACAUAUUACCUAUUCAUGUGCUUCUACUUGAAAACUCUGGAUCUGUAACUUUUAUGGUCAUCUCCACAUUGGAGACAGAAAAAUUGCUCCCUCUCUCUCAGUAUUACUCAAUUUCACUUUCAAUUAUAUCAUAUAUUUCUAAUUUAAACUAAAAUCUACUUAAGCAGUGCCAGAGGAAAGAACCUCUUCUUCUCUACUGAUGUGGAGAAACAUGUUGCAGAGGCUGAUAUGUUCUCUGUUUCGGUUAACGUCCCUACCAAAACCCAGGGCCUCGGAGCUUAGAUUCUGAAGGUCGUAUGUUUUGCUUGAAUUGGUGCAAUUAGAUGAAAUAAUUUGAUUAUUAAUUAGGAUAUGAACUGUAGAAUUGUAAAAUGUGAUAAAAAUAAAUUAGGUAAAAAAAUAAUAAAAAUAUUAAAUUAAUAAUAUUUUAUUAUUAUUUUGGCUAAUAGAUGGAUAAUCCAAUAUGGGAAUUAGUUUUGAGUGGAAUAGCCAAAUGCAAACUCAUGUCAUAUUAUGCAAAUUUUACAUUUGCAUUUGCAUAAUUCAAUGCUAAUGCUUAGAACCCUAGAUCCUCUUUCAAGCUCCAAGCUUUGCCGAAAAUCAAAGUUAAUCAAACAGAAAAAAGAAAGAGCAUGACGAUCGGUUACAAAUCCCCCCAUUUCUAACUCUUCUCCUCGGCAGUAACAUUCAGCAAAAAAGGACACUCUAAUUCCAGCCAAACUCGCCCAGCCGGCAACAGCUCCUCCGCAGCUCGCCACGCACCCAACGGUCCAGCCACCGUCCACCACUCCACUGUCUGCUGCAUAUUGCAAGAUCGCAGUCUGUGAGAACAGGAUUUAUGUAACCUAGAAUGAUAUAUUCUUGCUGACAAAAUUGAGCUCAAGGAAAUAGGUUUGCAAUUGAACGAGUAGAUAGAAAUGGAUAACGGCAUUGCUGAAAACUCAUCUCCAACUCGAUCCAAAUGGAGAAAAGUAGCAUAUGGAGGGAUGCAGCCUGGUUUUGAUGACAAUCACACUGAUGAAUCUUUUCUUGAAGAUAUAGUCAUGAAUGCCAAUGUUGUGAAACGGGACAUGCUAAAAGUGAUGCAAGACUCGGUUUCCAUCUCUGAAUAUCUAUGCAUUGUUGCCCUUGUGGGCUUGGUUUGGACCUACACUCUAAGAUCAACUCUUGAUGAAACUUCCCUUUUGUAUCUUGAUGUCAGUCUUCUUGGAUCAGGUUUUCUACUUCUCCUUUUAACCGAAGAAAUGCUUUCACUCAAUCUUCUCUUGCAUUAUUUACUUAACGUUUUCUUUUUCACAACUGGAUUAUACGUUUUGGCUCCCAUCUACCAAACUCUAACAAGAUCCAUUAGCUCAGAUUCCAUCUGGGCAGUAACUGUUCCACUCCUCAUACUUCAUCUAUUCCUUCACGACUACUCAGGAUCAACUGUUAGGGCUCCUGGGGCUCUGAAUAAUCCAACAUUGACCAGUUGCAUUUCUUUAAAUGCCUCGAUAGUGGCCUCGGUUUUCAUUGCUUCUCGCCUUCCGUCAAGUAUACAUGUUUUUGCAAUCAUGCUAUUCUCCUUACAAGUAUUUCUUUUUGCUCCACUGAUCACUUACUGUAUCAAAAAGUACUCCUUCCGCUUGCAUCUUUGCUUUGCUUUCAGUUUGAUGGCCGUGACCUUGGCUUUUGUUUAUACACUCCACCGGCUACUUUUUGUGCUACUGUUGGGUUUAUUGGUUUUUGUGACUCUGGUAUGUCCUUAUUGGCUUAUACGACUUCAAGAAUACAAGUUUGAGAUCAAUGGCCCUUGGGAUGAGGCUAAGCUUUGUUUUGCCGUGACAGAUUAAGAUCACCAGUGUCAACCUUUGUAUGUCUGAUGGGGACUUUUUGGAGGAUCUGUUUUAUUCUGAAGGAUGAAGUAAGCCCACUCAAAUUGGAUUAAAAAUCCUGAAAUUUCAAACAUAAAUCUAAAACUAAAAAGGGGGAUGGGUGGGCAGAAUAGAUAAAAUGCAUAUCUGC